AUGCGCACGUUUAAUUUUGCUGCCAACACCUUCAUCUUUGUAGUUGCUAUUGCAACUUAUCUGUCAUUUGCGUUGCAUACCUUAGCCUACAACAUAGACACUUUGAUGCCGGCUAUCGCCAAAAGGAAAACCAAUGCGCCAAUAAAUGCCGGCGUAAUCACGCAUUGGCAACAGCGGCAGCAGCAGCAGCAGCAGCUAACAAAACAACAAAAUGAUUCCGCUUUGCCGGUAAUGUCGACCGGCACAGCGGUCGAUCCACUAGAGAAUGCAUCUGCUGGGAUGACAUUGAAUUCGAGUGCGUUUGUAACCUUUACACCUGACAGAGGAUACGUAUACGAAGACCGGCAAGGUCAUGUGGUGAAGCGCGAAAAUAUCGAAUACGAUUUGUCUGGCUUGCGCGUGUACAAUGUGGGUGUGUUGAUGGCAUCGCACUUAGAUUCACCAUUUGAUUUGGAGCGCUGUGGGCCUGCCGUAGACUUGGCACUGGAUGUUAUCAAUAAGGAAUUUUUGAGACCGCAUAAAAUUAAAUUGCGCAAAGUGCAAGCAAGUUAUCCGUCAUGCUCUGGUGCAAAGGCGCCUGGGUUGGCAGCUGAUAUGCAUUUCAAAGAUGACGUUAUAGCGUUUAUUGGACCCGCAUGUGCAUUCGCAUUGGAGCCGGUUGCACGUUUGGCAGCUUAUUGGAAUUCACCCAUUAUAACUGGGAUGGGUGAUCAGCCGCCUUCAGAUGAUGAAUUAACGGUAACAUCGGGUAUUUUGGGAAAAAUUCAUAAAUGGAAAAAUGAAAGUACGGGCAUGUUUAAAGAUAAAAGCAAAUAUCCAACACUCACACGUAUGUCCUAUUGUCAAUGCCGUUUGAAAUUAGUUUUUGCUAGCAUAUUUCGUCAGUUCAAUUGGAAACAUGUGGCGUUGAUCAUUGACCGCUCGGACCUUUUUUCGCUAACUGUCGGCAAAAACCUGGAGUAUGGACUACGACAAGAAGGUCUACUUAGCUUUGUACGUGAGCUGAAUGGCAAUGAGCAAGAGCCAUAUGAAAAUUAUUUGAAAGAUGCAAGUAUGUAUGCGAGAGUGGUAAUUCUGUCAUUGCGUGGCAUUUUAGUCCGGAAAUUUAUGCUCGCUGCUUACACAUUGGGCAUGACGAACGGCGAAUGGGUAUUCCUUGAUGUGGAAAUAUUUCAAAGCUCUUAUUGGGGUGAUCACGACUGGGAAAUGGGUGAUGCACUCGAUAGUCAUGCGCGCAAGGCAUAUGAAGCAUUAUUGCGUGUUUCUCUGCUGCAACCGACUAAUCCACAAUAUCAGGGAUUUGCAGACAAAGUGCGGAUAAUGGCCAAAACGUACAAUUAUACUUUCAGUGAGGGUGAAGAAGUAAACUUUUUUAUUGGCGCUUUCUAUGAUGGCGUUUACUUGCUCGGCAUGGCUUUGAAUGAAACUCUUACGGAGGGUGGUGACAUACGUGACGGCAUGGCUAUAACACGACGUAUGUGGAAUCGCAAUUUUCAUGGCAUAACUGGUCAUGUGCGCAUUGACGACAAUGGUGAUCGUGAUGCUGAUUAUUCUAUUUCCGAUUUGGAUCCGAUAAAUGGAAAAUUUGAAGUAGUAGCCCAUUACUAUGGUCUACAUCGCGAGUAUUCGGCUGUGCCUGGUAAGAAAAUCCAUUGGCCUGGUGGACGUGAAGGCCCACCGCCAGAUGUGCCACGUUGUGGAUUUUUAGGCAAUGCACCAGAGUGUCAUGGCAAUGAGUUAGUCAUCAUGUAUGGAACUUUUGCAUUUGUCAUAUUUAUUGGAUUCUCUUUUUUGGUGGUAUACCUGAUGUGCAAACAAAUGAAGUUGAAUAAUGAAUUGAACAACAUGUCAUGGCGUGUCCGCCCAGAUGAGGUACUCCUUGAGGUAGGAAGACUGUAUGGCAGUAAAGUUGGUCUACAAAAACUCAAUGUGGAGAACUUUUCGCUUCAGCAGUAUGAUAUCCAUUCCGGACGCGCAUCUAUUGCUAGUUGUGCCUCGCUACCGCUCACCCAAGUCUUUACCACAAUUGGCAUUUUCAAAGGUGAACGUGUCGCCAUUAAGAAGAUACAUCGCAAGAAGGUCGACAUUACACCAACGCUCUUGUGGGAAAUCAAGCAGGCGCGUGAUGUUAGCCACGAGAACACGGUGCGUUUUGUUGGCGCCUGCAUAGAUUUGCCACGCCCGACCGUACUAAUACUUACCGAAUACUGUCCCAAGGGUAGUUUAAAAGAUGUGCUCGAGAACGAGGCGAUACAAUUGGAUUGGAAUUUUCGUAUGUCGCUCAUCCACGAUAUAGUCAAGGGCAUGGCUUAUCUGCAUAAUAGCGAUGUGCAGGUUCAUGGCAAGUUACGCUCGUGUAACUGUCUCAUCGAUGGCAGGUUUGUGUUGAAGAUCUCUGAUUUUGGUUUGCGUUCAUUGACUACGCCAUCGGAGUUUGUAAAGGAUCAAAAUUAUUUUAAUAAAUUCCUUUGGAUUGCACCAGAGCUGCUACCUGUUACAGUACUACCCGGUAAUCCGGCCACGCAGAAGGGAGAUGUUUACUCAUUUGCUAUAAUAUUGGAAGAAAUUGUUGUUCGCGGUGGCCCCUAUGAAAUGGCACGCCAGUUUAUGGAUGUGCAAACUAUAGUGAAUCGAGUGGAGGCGCAUGAACUACCACCAUUUCGACCCUUUGUUGGUCAACGCGACUGUCCGCCCGAUGUACUAGACUUGAUGGAAAAAUGCUGGGCUAAUAAUCCGGAUGAUAGGCCGGCAUUUGCUACGAUACGAUCAUCGGUGCGAUUGAUUAUGAAAGGUUUUUGCGAGAACCUAAUGGAUGAUUUAUUACGUCGCAUGGAACAGUAUGCCAAUAAUUUGGAAAGUUUAGUAGAAGAAAAGACCGAACAACUGAGUAUGGAAAAACGUCGCACUGAAGAGCUACUUUAUCAGGUGCUUCCAAGACCUGUAGCAACACAGUUGCUGGCAGGCGAAAUGGUACAACCGGAACAAUUUGAGUGUGUAACUAUCUAUUUCAGCGAUAUUGUGGGUUUUACGGCGCUAUGUGCUGAAAGCGGACCCAUGGAAGUGGUCGCCUUUCUGAACGAUCUCUAUAGCACAUUCGAUCGUAUUAUCGGCUUUUAUGAUGUGUAUAAGGUUGAAACAAUUGGUGAUGCAUACAUGGUGGUUUCGGGCUUACCCGAACGUAAUGACGAUCAUGCACGUGAAAUAGGUCUUAUGGCGCUUGCUAUAUUGGAUGCCGUAAAAUCAUUUACGAUACGUCAUAAACCAGAUUAUCAACUAAAAAUAAGGAUUGGCAUACACGCUGGUCCAGUUUGUGCGGGUGUUGUUGGUCAAAAGAUGCCACACUAUUGCUUGUUCGGUGAUACUGUGAACACAGCUUCACGCAUGGAGUCAGCAGGGUUACCCCUAAAGAUACACGUCUCUUCAGCGGCCAAAGCUAUUUUCGACAAAUUUGGCACUUUUCAAAUGGAAUUACGCGGCGAAGUCGAAUUGAAAGGCAAAGGCACAGUCACUACUUAUUGGCUUUUGGGUUGCACUGAACCAGAUCCGCGACCACCAACGCCACAAAAGAACAAUAACGGUGAGGUACCAUUCCCCAUACUCUUUCCAGCAAUUGGUAAAUAGCUCUCAGCUGCCGAAGGAUUAGAGCAUGAUUGAUUGUAGGGCCUCCGAAAUAUGAAAUACGCUCAAUUGUUACCUGUUAAAAUGUUUUA
This is a messenger RNA of Rhagoletis pomonella (apple maggot), 3710 nucleotides long. Its product is annotated as atrial natriuretic peptide receptor 1. Gene Ontology annotation, biological process: protein phosphorylation; receptor guanylyl cyclase signaling pathway; cGMP biosynthetic process. Bases 1 to 3621 code for a protein of 1206 amino acids. The record is from RefSeq and is a predicted model, not a curated record. Gene Ontology annotation, molecular function: protein kinase activity; ATP binding; guanylate cyclase activity. NCBI's taxonomy places the organism in Eukaryota, Metazoa, Arthropoda, Insecta, Diptera, Tephritidae. The transcript is spliced from 16 exons. Gene Ontology annotation, cellular component: membrane.